AUGUGGCUGGAAAACAUGAGUACCGACAUGCAGGAACGGGUCUCGGCUCAAGCGGACAAGCCGGCCGCGCAUACUGCAUCUCUCAUCCCUAAUGAUAAGACCACUGCUCUUCUUUUGAGCAAAAAAGUCACGCAGCUUAUCACAAAGGAUGAUCAAGAAUAUACGGUGGCAAUUCGCGACCGAGACAUUGCAUUGGCAUCUACGGAGGAAUCCAUGACAGUAUGUGGAGUGGCUCGCAUGGUUGAUAGUGCUAGGGGUGAACCCACUGCUUUCAACGCGUCUUCGGCCUUGGAUGUAUCUGCGGAGAUUGAAAAAGCAAUUGCAGACUUUGAUCAAAAAGCCAUCUCAGGGCCACUGCCAGCUCUCCAGUUGCCUAGUCGGCAACAUCCUGAGACAAUCUUGUUGACUGGCGCCACUGGGUUCCUGGGAAGUCAAAUCCUCAGGCAACUUUUGGAACUCUCUCAUGUAAAACGAGUCGUUACCCUUGUGCGCGCACUAGAUCACGGCCAAGCCACUGCUAGGCCAGGGUCAGCCUUUUCUAUCGAUGCUGUUGUCCACAAUGGCGCCACUGUGCAUUGGGGAUACGACUACCAGGGACUUGAAUCGGCCAAUGUCACAAGCACCGUAUCUCUCCUGGCCUCUCUCACUCGGUCGCCGAAACCACCACGUUUCACAUUCAUUUCAGGUGGUCAGGUGUUUUUGGGAGACGAAGAGAACCACAGUGAAGUGGUGGCGUUUGCUCGGGGGAUGAAGACAGCCGGUGAAUACGCCCAAACCAAGUACGUGGCCGAUCAGGUCGUCAAGGAGUUUGCUCGGAGAUACAACACAUCAAUUACAACUAUUGUAAAACCGGGGUUGAUUGUCGGAACCAAGGAUCUCGGUGUAUCAAACACCGAUGAUUUCUUGUGGCGAGUGGUGGCAAGUGUUAUCGAAAUUGAUUCCUUCAACAGCACAGGACUAGACGGCCUCAUCCUGGUUUCUGGUUCUCAUCGGGUUGCUACCGCUAUUUUGGCAGAUACUCUUCGACCCCGGCCACAUGGAAAUAACGUUGAGACGACCAUUCGAUACGGAAUCACUGUCGAAGAAUUGUGGAACAUGUUGCGCGAUGACUUUGGCUACCAGCUAGAAGCUGUUGAUAGCACAGAAUGGCUGGCCCGGUUAAGAACCCAAGUGGAAUUGAACGGCGAGAAUCAUCCUCUGUGGCCAGUUUUCCAUCUGCUGGAAGCUACUGGUGGGCGCUUAGGCGUCCCUAUGCCUGGCCAUUUGCGGCAGGGUGAGCAUGAUGGCGAGGUGAAGGCUUCUCUUAGGAAGAGUAUUGCCUACUUGAGGGGAAUUGGGUACCUGCCAAGUGACAAUACUGCCGAUGGUUCCUUUGUGCAAAAAGACCUGGUCUUCGCUCGUGGAAGGACCCGUCCAUAA
Penicillium antarcticum is the source of this 1419-nucleotide messenger RNA. RefSeq lists its product as uncharacterized. Lineage: Eukaryota; Fungi; Ascomycota; Eurotiomycetes; Eurotiales; Aspergillaceae. The transcript has 3 exons. The record is from RefSeq and is a predicted model, not a curated record. Bases 1 to 1419 code for a protein of 472 amino acids.